CCAGCAGCAGAGUUCGUUUUUUCAUCACACAGAAAAGAUUGUUAGCGCUGCCAUUAACUCGCCUACAGUCAGAAUUUAACCAGCAGCUGGAAAACUCAACUGAAGCAUGUCUCUAAACGUGGAAACGAAGCAAACUACACCAUAUGAAGGCCAAAAACCAGGCACUAGCGGACUACGCAAAAAAGUGAAAGUAUUCACGCAGCCCAACUACACGGAAAAUUUUGUACAAUGCAUUCUGGAAGCUAAUGGUACAGCUCUGGUAGGGUCAACGUUGGUUGUAGGAGGCGAUGGGCGUUACUACUGCAAGGAGGCAGCUGAACUCAUUAUUCGCAUCUGUGCAGGCAAUGGAGUGGCCAAGCUGCUGGUGGGUCAGAAUGGGAUACUCUCUACGCCUGCCGUCUCCAGCUUAAUACGCCACAACAAAGCGCUGGGUGGUAUUGUGUUGACUGCGUCCCACAAUCCUGGCGGUCCGGAAAAUGAUUUCGGAAUUAAGUUUAACUGUGAGAAUGGAGGACCUGCGCCCGAUGCCUUCACCAACAAGAUUUACCAACUUUCGACUACUAUAAAGGCUUACACACUGGUGCCAAGCUUGCAGAUUGACAUCUCAAAGGUGGGCGUCAGCAACUACGACAUUGGCGGCAAGCCUUUUGUGGUGGAAGUCAUUGACUCUGUAGCUAACUAUGUACGUCACAUGGAGGAGAUCUUUGAUUUCGGCAAGCUGCACGAUUUUGUAAGCGGCCAAUCGAAUGGAAAGCCCCUAAAGAUGCGCAUCGACUCCAUGAAUGGUGUAACCGGUGCCUAUGUGCGUGAGAUCUUUCUGAACCGUUUGGGUGCUACGGAGACAUCUGUGGUUCACACCACUCCACUGCCCGACUUUGGGGGACUUCAUCCAGAUCCAAAUUUAACUUACGCUAAGGAUUUAGUGGAGACUGUGGCCAAAGGUGAUUAUGAUAUUGGCGCUGCUUUUGAUGGCGACGGCGAUCGCAACAUGAUAAUCGGUAGCAAGGCCUUCUUUGUAACGCCCAGCGACUCUUUGGCGGUCAUAGCGCAUUAUCUCGAUGCAAUCCCGUAUUUCCAAAAGAAUGGGGUACAAGGCUUUGCACGCAGUAUGCCCACUGCCUCAGCUGUUGAUCUAGUAGGCAAAAAGCUGGGAAAAGAGGUAUUCGAGGUACCCACCGGCUGGAAGUAUUUUGGUAAUCUUAUGGAUGCAGGACGUCUCUGUCUGUGUGGCGAAGAGAGUUUCGGCACUGGCUCCAAUCACAUACGAGAGAAAGAUGGUAUUUGGGCGGUGCUCGCUUGGAUUUCCGUUAUGCAACACACUGGCAAGAGCAUUGAGGACAUUCUAAAGCAGCAUUGGUCCGUCUAUGGACGCAACUACUUCACACGCUACGAUUAUGAAGAAUGCGAUUUGGAACCCUGCAACGAAAUGAUGGCCACUAUGGAGAAAAACAUCACAGCUGCAGAAUUUGUCGGCAAGAGCUUUUCCAGCGAGGGCAAGACCUAUAAAGUCAAGGAAGCGGAUAACUUCAGCUACACAGAUCCCGUGGACAAAUCCUUGGCCACCAAGCAGGGAUUACGUAUUGUGUUCGACGAUGGCAGCCGCAUUGUGAUGCGUCUUAGUGGAACAGGCAGCUCAGGAGCUACCGUACGCUUGUACAUCGACUCUUAUGAGAAACAGAAUGUGCUGGGCCAGGCGAGUGUUAUGCUGAAACCGCUAAUAGAUAUUGCAUUGGAAAUCUCACAGCUUCCGAAGUUUACUGGGCGCAAUGCACCCACUGUCAUCACAUAAGCGAGAAAUCUACAGAAUCAACUGCCAUUUAGAUGUUGCUAGCAGCCUGCUUCGGCAUUU
Messenger RNA from Drosophila arizonae, 1849 nucleotides. It is a transcript of the gene Pgm1, whose product is annotated as phosphoglucose mutase 1. Gene Ontology annotation, biological process: carbohydrate metabolic process. Gene Ontology annotation, cellular component: cytosol. The record is from RefSeq and is a predicted model, not a curated record. NCBI's taxonomy places the organism in Eukaryota, Metazoa, Arthropoda, Insecta, Diptera, Drosophilidae. Gene Ontology annotation, molecular function: phosphoglucomutase activity; magnesium ion binding.